Molecule: messenger RNA, 1000 nt
Organism: Oryzias melastigma (Indian medaka)
Lineage: Eukaryota; Metazoa; Chordata; Actinopteri; Beloniformes; Adrianichthyidae
Gene: ppp1r14d
Exons: 4
Coding region: 267-629 (120 amino acids)
Biological process (GO): regulation of phosphorylation
Cellular component (GO): cytoplasm
Molecular function (GO): protein serine/threonine phosphatase inhibitor activity
Source: RefSeq, a predicted model, not a curated record
GCAGCCAGUGGGUGUUGCAAAAGGAGGAGGGAAGGAGAGCAAGACUGUGAGCUUUGGAAGGAGGGAGGGAGGACGAGGAAAAGGCAGGGAAGCAGAGCCGGCAUUUCAGAGACGGAGACACGAAAAGAUAACAGGAUAUACGCGUAGAAAGCAGCCCCCCCUCGAUAAGCAGUUUUAGCAGAGGAGUCAGCCUGUGAGUCUGUGUGUGCGUCCGGGGGUGAUACAGCUCUGUGUGCCUCCACGGUACUCCUGAGGCCGUGGCAGCCAUGGCGUCAGAGCCCAGCACCCAGUCCAGGGUGAUGUUCCAGGCGGCGGACAAAACAGAAGAGCCAGCACACCGUAAGCUGGGCAAACUGACAGUGAAAUAUAACCGCAAGGACCUGCAGAGGAGGCUGGACAUUGAGGAGUGGAUUGACGGGCAGCUGCACUUGCUGUUUGACUGUGAGGAGGAGGAGAUCCCAGAAUUAGAAAUUGAUAUUGAUGAGCUCCUGGAGCUAUCAGACGAGGGGCAAAGAAGUCGGCUGCAGGAGCUCCUGCAAGAAUGUGGAAAGCCAAAAGAGGACUUUAUCAACGGACUACUGUACAGGAUAAAAGGUCUACGCAAAAUGUCAGGUCCCUUGAAGAAAUAACCGUAGGUCAAAACAAGGAUUCAAGACAACAGGAUUCUGUGUCUCUUUCCAUCUGCCAUAUGUUAACCAUCUGGAUGCCUGUAUGUGCAGUUCGUGUCUCAAAUGGACUCUUUCCGACUUCCCCGCUUCUAUACAAGUCUAAAACUAGAGAUUUAUUUUGUCUUGUUUGUUUUUUAUGGAUUCAGUUCCCCCUUAAAGACUCCUCUAUUUUGUCUGCCUUUUAACAAACAUGUGUGAGGGGCUGGCAGAACAUUUCCUCAAAGGGUUCCUUUACUUGUGGCAAACUGUUCAUUCCCAGUUAUUUAUGUACAUAAGUAUUUUUGUUCAGGUAACAGUGUUGUUGGAAUAAAACUGAACAUUUUCAAAACCAG